Messenger RNA from Dentiscutata erythropus, 801 nucleotides. Lineage: Eukaryota; Fungi; Glomeromycota; Glomeromycetes; Diversisporales; Gigasporaceae. The record is from the annotation of a GenBank genome assembly.
AUGAAAAAAAUAGUUAAAAAUCGAUCAAAUUCAAGUAAUAAACCUCAAGAUAAAUUUAGAAAUAAAACGCCAAUAUCAUUUAUUAUUAAUGAAAGAUUCAAACGCCAGCGACUUUCCUAUUCAACUAUGAUUAAAGCUAGUCAGAAUAGAGAGACCUUAAAUAUUUUACCUCAAGAUAAAAUAUUUAGGUACGAAUCACCAGAUACAAUUAGUACUAAGUAUAAACUAAAAAGUAAGAAACGAAAGUUUAUGCUUAAACUACAACGUUCCGAAACAUUGCCUAGCAAAUCUCAACCUGAACCUAGGCUUAAUGAGCCACCACGCUCAAACUCUUUGCCCAAUGAUAUAUCUUUGUCAGAAUUUUAUUGUUCAAAUACAGUACCUAGUGUUUCUUCUAGUUCGCUAAAUUUAACACAACAAAACAUAUAUACAUGUCAACUUGUUAUGGAACCCGAAACAUAUGAUAUACAAACAUCCGGGCCAAAUAAUGAAACAUGUAAUGACGAACAAGCUCUUGCGAUAGAAGAAGCGACAAUAUUAAACGGAAGUUAUGUUUAUCCAAUUAUACAUGAAAGGUCCGAUCAAGAAAUUGAAACUGCGUUUCCAUCAAAUUUCAAAGUUGAUACUUCUUUAUAUACAGAUAUUUCUGCUACAUCAAAUAUGCUAGAUUGUCUUUGCUGGCAUUUCACUAAUGAAUUAAUUGAUCCGCAAUUUCAAGUAAACGAUCUGAACAUCACUCAAUCAAAUUGUCACAUAGGCUAUUCAGAUGGUAAGAGUAACAAUAAGCGUGAUCGAUUAUAG